UUGCUCCGCAUACUGGAUUGAUUAAUAGCCGAGAACUUGACUUCGGCAUGUCGUUGUUUUUAAACAUUUCUUGUUUGAGAUAACACUGUUACACAGUGUGGGAAUUAAAUGGUAGACGUCUGGUCGUCGGCCGAAGACAGGAUCCUCGGGGUAGCGCUCACUGCGGUGACGCUGCGCCACUUUAACCGGGCCCUGUCUGAUACCUAGCCUCACAGCUAACACAGGCUACAGGGCGAUCAACCACGCAAAUCUACGGAACACGUCAGGGAUGGAUUCACAGACUCUCGUGGACGAUUUGUCGCCAAAGAAGACCACAGUUCUCAAGCUUAGUAAUGGUCCUGUUGUGUCCCGCAAGCGUCCGUCAGAGGGGAACUACGAGAAGGAGAAGGAACACUGCAUCGCCCUGUUCGACCAGUGGUCGGAGGCCGACCAGGUGGAGUUUGUCGAGCGCCUGAUCUCCCGUAUGUGCCACUACCAGCACGGCCACAUCAACUCCUACCUCAAACCCAUGCUGCAGAGGGACUUCAUCACUGCGCUGCCAGCCCAAGGCUUGGAUCACAUAGCGGAGAACAUCCUGUCUUUCCUGGAUGCACGCUCGCUUUGCUCGGCAGAGUUGGUGUGUAAAGAGUGGCAGAGGGUCAUCUCUGAGGGUAUGCUGUGGAAGAAGCUCAUUGAACGCAUGGUCCGCACUGACCCGCUCUGGAAAGGCCUGUCUGAGAGACACCAGUGGGAGAAAUAUCUGUUCAAGAACCGCACACCAGAAGUCCCACCCAACUCCUACUAUCACUCCCUUUAUCCCAAAAUCAUCCAAGACAUAGAGACUAUUGAGGCGAAUUGGCGAUGUGGCAGACACAACUUGCAGAGGAUUCAGUGUCGCUCAGAAAACAGUAAAGGGGUUUACUGCCUCCAGUACGACGAUGACAAGAUCAUCAGUGGCCUUAGAGACAAUUCCAUCAAGAUCUGGGAUAAGCAGUCUCUGGAGUGUCUGAAGAUACUGACAGGUCACACAGGAUCAGUGUUGUGUCUGCAGUACGACGAGAGGGUCAUCGUCACCGGGUCUUCUGACUCGACUGUCAGGGUGUGGGAGGUCACGACGGGUGAGGUACUGAACACACUGAUCCACCACAACGAGGCAGUUCUUCACCUGCGCUUCGCCAACGGCCUGAUGGUCACCUGCUCGAAAGACCGUUCAAUCGCCGUCUGGGACAUGGCCUCUCCUACUGACAUCAGCCUUCGUCGUGUCCUUGUGGGACACCGAGCUGCUGUCAACGUGGUCGAUUUUGACGACAAAUACAUUGUGUCCGCCUCAGGGGACCGCACCAUCAAGGUAUGGAGCACCAGCACCUGUGAGUUUGUGCGCACUCUAAAUGGUCAUAAGAGGGGCAUCGCCUGUCUACAGUACAGAGAUCGCCUGGUGGUCAGCGGCUCAUCUGACAACACAAUCCGGUUAUGGGACAUAGAGUGUGGGGCAUGUUUGCGAGUGCUGGAAGGUCACGAGGAGCUGGUGCGUUGCAUCCGCUUCGAUAACAAAAGGAUUGUCAGUGGCGCCUACGACGGCAAGAUCAAGGUCUGGGACCUGCAGGCAGCGCUGGACCCACGAGCCCCUGCCAGCACGUUAUGUCUGCGCACUCUAGUGGAGCACUCUGGCCGCGUGUUCCGCCUCCAGUUCGAUGAGUUUCAGAUCAUCAGCAGUUCUCACGACGACACCAUUCUGAUCUGGGACUUCCUGAACGUCUCGACCAACGGCCAGUCAGAGGGACGGUCUCCCUCCCGUACCUACACUUACAUUUCUAGAUAGCAGGUGGCGCCAGCCACACACCCUUACUUGGAGGAAACCGGGGCUCUUUGGCUGAUGGGUGCUUCCAUCUUUUCUCCUUCCUCCUCGUCAUCUCUCUGUCCACCUUCCACCCUGCACCCCCCCGACACCUCGUCCUCCUGCCCGUUCUGACAGACUCUUGAGCUUGUGCCCAUUGCCUGCCAGUACUCUCACAUGCACACACAAACACACAGGCCAACACUGAUGAGGAUUCCCUACUACAGAACCAACGCAACUCCCCAAAGAAGUUCAUCUUCUGCUACUAAUUUAUGUUUUGUAAAGUACACUAAUGACAGUAUUAACUUAGACCUUAUAUAAGUCACAAACUCCCUUUUUUGUCCCCUUAAUACAAGCUAAUAGCAGCUUCUGCUGCUCAGUUUUCAACCCCAGGUUUCCACAGAAAUGGAAUCUCUUAUAGAUAUAUAUUUAUAUAUAUAUAUAUAUAUUACACACGCAUACACACACAAACAGUGGCACAGUUGGACAGAGGAUGACCGGAGCUGUGAUGCGGGAGACAGAGACUCUUUACUCGGCUCUAGAAAAAGAGGGAAGGAUGGGAGAUGAAGGGAGUGAAUGAGGGAGAAAUGUGAAUGGGAUGACUUCUCUGCUCCCUCUCACUCCCUCAGACUCCUCCCAGUCUCUCUCCACCCUCCCGUGCCCCCCCACGCCCCUCUAACCCCCAGAGAUGCACACUCGCUUGGAAUAUGGGGGCGCACACACUCAAAUUUGCGUGAGUGUUUGUGUAUGUGGACUUGUGAAGCGGCAGAACAGAGCUGAAGCGUCAAACAGACAGACAUGCAUGUGAGGUUGCCUUGGAUACAGCAUCCCGGUAACCUCUGCUUUUUUUUCUCUUUAACUCUUACUUUCUUACUGUUUUUUAUUACUGUUAUUUUCUCAUUUUAUUUGAGUAUUUUGGUUCUUAGUACAAAAAUCAUACUAAGCGUAGUCCUCUUUCUAUUUCCCUCUCUUACUGUCUUCUCCUCAUUCUUUCUUCUAACUUUGACCCUGUCCAUCUGUCUCUUCCACUCCAUCUUUCUCCUACCAUCAUCUACGUGCUUGCUUUGGUUAUGAGAGAAGCUGGAACUCAAGAGCUCAAAUUUAGCUGUAAACGGAGUUGUCUUGUCAAAAAUUGUGUUGUAUAUUAAAAAUGAUUUUUUAAAGAAGAAAAUGACCUUAUUGUGAAUAAAGUACUUGACAGUGGUGGAGUGUCGAACCAACUGUAACAUGAA
Messenger RNA from Eleginops maclovinus (Patagonian blennie), 3045 nucleotides. RefSeq names its product F-box and WD repeat domain containing 11a (gene fbxw11a). Bases 269 to 1798 code for a protein of 509 amino acids. The transcript is spliced from 13 exons. The record is from RefSeq and is a predicted model, not a curated record. Gene Ontology annotation, molecular function: protein dimerization activity. Lineage: Eukaryota; Metazoa; Chordata; Actinopteri; Perciformes; Eleginopidae.